GGUUUAUGAUGAUAUUUUUUGAUGAAUUUUUUGAGCCCUUUUCAUUAAAUUUAAAAGAAGUUAGGUGUGGAGCACAGGCAUAACACAAACACAAUACGCCGCCGUACCAACGGCACGAGAUAGUUCAUGCAUUUAUGGAGAGGAACCGAGUCAGCUGGCAACGUGGGAUCUACGUGUAAGCCAAUCCAAUAACUGACACGUAGACCACCCCCUCCAUCCCUCCUAUAUUAUUACCCCAUAUGGCGUCCUUGUUAGGUGCAUCCAUCCAUCAAUCAAUCCCCAGGCAUCCACUUGUUGUUCUUUAAAACUCCUCUAAGAUUGUUUAGGUUCAGAAAGAUCAGCAGAAAGAAGAAGAAAGCUAAAGAGAUGAAGGAAAAUACUGGGAACCCUUUGGCCUUGACAUCUCUCAAUCACAUCUCUCUCAUCUGCAAAUCUGUGGAGCAAUCGAUCGACUUCUACCAGAACAUCCUGGGUUUUGUCCCUGUUCGAAGGCCUGGUUCUUUCAACUUCGAUGGGGCCUGGCUGUUCUGCUAUGGAAUAGGAAUCCAUUUGCUUCAAUCCGAAGACCCGGAGAAUUUGCCUAAGAAAAAUGAAAUCAAUCCCAAAGACAAUCACAUCUCGUUCCAGUGUGAGAACAUGGACGGAGUGGAGAAGAAGUUGAAAGAGAUGGAAAUCAAGUACGUGAGGCAAAGGGUGGAAGAAGGAGGGAUCUACGUGGACCAGCUGUUCUUCCACGACCCCGACGGCUUCAUGAUCGAGAUCUGCAACUGCGACAACUUGCCGGUGGUUCCGCUCGCCGGCGAGGUCGCCAGGUCAUGUUCCCGUCACAAUAUUCCGAUCAUGCAGUCCCAUAAGCACAUUCAUGUCUAGUUCGAUCAAGUCCGCCGCCGUACGUUACGUUCUAAUAAUAAUAAUAUUAUUGUUACAAUAAUUACACAUCCAAGCUAAGCAAUUAGUUAAUUACUGAGCUAAGCUCGAUCGGCUCUCUCGAUCUUGUGUUUUGUUUGGCUCGAUAAUCAUCAUUAAGCUAAUUAAUGAAGUUGCGAGUCGAUGUUACGUAGUAUACGAAGUAUUUGUUUGUUUUGUUUUGUUUGUUUGUUGUAUUCCUUCCUAUGUACGAAGUAUGAUAAUUAGCUGUAUGUAUGUGUUUCUAUAUAUGUCGGUCGUCAUUUUGGCAGCUUGUAAGGACGGUGUUACUUAGGCAGGCAGACAUUUCCACAUCAGUUACUUGGCUUCUUUAAAAAAAGGAUGACACCCACCCCUUAGGACCCCCCAACCCCGACGGUAUGUUGGGAGGAUGUAAAUUGGACUAUAAUCCCAAUCUGACAGGUAGAGAGUGAGGCUCUGUUCUCGGUACUUGCAGAGGCUCUAUGCAUUUUUAGCAUAGUAACUCUUCAUCACAGUUACCGGAAUUUGAACCCGGAAUCUAACCCUUGUAGCACUCCUUUGUUACCGGUUACUCACCGAUUUAGCUUCUUUUAUUGCGUACGUAAUAGUACAUAUAUAUUCCUAUUAUGUCUUGUCAAUUAAAUGUACCAUGCUCCACAUUUCAUUUAUAGUUGCCAACAACAUGUACCUAACUCAAGAUGUAGAUAGGAUGUGUCAUUAGGGGCAAGUUUCACGUUCAAAUACUGACAACUUACGAUUAAAGUUUAAUUUACAUCUUUUGGCA
Molecule: messenger RNA, 1672 nt
Organism: Cuscuta europaea
Lineage: Eukaryota; Viridiplantae; Streptophyta; Magnoliopsida; Solanales; Convolvulaceae
Source: the annotation of a GenBank genome assembly